AUGGCCGACCCGAGUGCCUUUUCGGGCUCAUCCGAGUCCCAUGGUGCUUCUUCUUCACUUCUCUCUAUAAUGCCUACUUCACCCCCGCCAGUGCAUGGUCCUGAAGCCCAGCAUUCCCUUUCACUCUUCCAGAAGGAUAUCUUCCUCGACUGGCAUUCUAAAUUUGCUUUCUCGCGACCAAUUAGAUUAGGCUCCAAGGAAGUCCUUCCAACUAUUAAACUCCCCGCGCUAACCGGGAGAUCCAAAGAUACCCCUACCGCGGCUGUGUCGCAAGAGCGACAAAGCUUGGUAGGUAGUUAUAAGGAGCCCGAAGGAUCAACUAGCCUGUCGUCACCUUUCCUUCUAGGGGACGACGAACGACUGCAGGCUACAGGCCCCACUAUGGAGACUCCUCAUCCUGAAAUGUAUCAGCCGCAUGCUGGUCUCAUCGACCUGGGAAGGUCGCUAUAUACCCCAGCUCCAGAGCCUCAGAGAUCGGAAAGUAUCUUAAACAUGCCUAGAUUGCCUGAGAGACGGGCUGCCACUAUAUCUUCCCCUUCUAUUACCACCCCUAAGCCCUUGGCUGCACCAUCGGCUACUCCUAAGGCAGAAUCAGAUAUUCAACUCCUUGAUGCAGAUGCUGAAGGGGAUAGCUUGGUCAUUUAUGGUAAUUCUAACCUUCAACAAGCAAUACUCUCGGGCGAGAUGGAUGCCCACGCUUUGAUUGACCAAGCCCGCCAUGAGGAGGAGAACGGCCUUCACAUAUUGGGCCCGUUGGUUACUAAGGCAGUAUUAGAAGGUAGCUAUGAUGUGGUGGUUCAACUUAUUCAAAGGAACAUGGACUGUAUCGAUGUUGCGAUGCAGGUAGCGGAAGAUAAUGGAAAGUUUGCGCUGGUUAAGUAUUUGGGUAUGUGGAAGGACCAUCAUCGGAAAUAUGGAAACCAAGGGCCGGCUGCAAGAUAUACUCCAUCACCUGGUCCUUCAAGCUCAAACACACCUAGGACGCCGAGGUGGCCAAAGAAGAUAGACAACGACGACGACGAUGAUAGUUAUCCACAAAAGCCUGGGAAGAGCGGUGGAAGGAAAUUAACCCCGUAUGAUCAAAAGGGGCCAAGAGCUAGAGGACCGAGUCCUGGAAGCCGUAGUAGGACAAGAGAUGAGGACCUCGCGGUGAGCGAGGAUGACUCUGAGGAGACAUGGAAGUUAAGGGCUAUAUAUCUUCUCAUGUUGAUGAUUUUCCUUUCUGAGACAACAUCAACAGAAGGAACCGGCUGGGAUAGUGUUUCUACUACUUCCAGCUCUCGACAAAGCUCUCAUGCGCCGGUCGACGGUGGAGAUCAUCAUACAAAUUCCGGUACUGCUAGCCGGCUUACCCUCCCGCCAGGUGGUGGAAGACGUAUGGGCUCGGAUGGCCAUAAGAAGAAGGGUCGAAGAGACGAUGAUGACUCUGAAGAAAGCGAAGGGAGUCGCCGACCAAACAACAGACCUAGGAGGCCUAGCAACCUAAAAUCUCUAGGAAAAAGAUAUGCUUGUCCUUUUGCUAAGGCGAAUCCGGAUAACCAUGUUACUUGCUGGACUAUCAACCGCCAGAACUUGGCCGGAGUGAAGGAACAUUUGAAAAGAUUUCACUUCGGUGGCACCUUACCGUCGGAUAUCCGAGCGGCGAGGACUUGGGAUGAUGUGUUCGAUUGUAUCGCUCCCGACUGGGGAAACAAUCCACGCCCUAGCCCUUACGUGGAUAUGCUGGAUAUUUUCCAACGUUCUGUCAGACCCAACCCGGUCAACUCUACUGGUUCAUCCGCUAUGGAAGGAGUCCAACAUCAGUACAAUCGCCAAUCCUUCCCACCACAUCUACAGUAUCAGCCGCAGUCAAUCCUUCCACAAGAGCAGUCGAUGAGACAACAACAUAUGCACCCUUCAAUGGGUGUAACAAGUCCUGGUCUUGUCUCAGAUCCACUACAGACUGCUGGAGGACUAUCUCCAGAUGCUAUAUAUCAAUCUAUAUAUGGCGGGCCCCUGAGUAACACCAACUUAUUCUCCGAUCCACUUUUGCAGUCGCAGGCCCAGCUGGUAGCGGGGAUAGGAGCAACUUCUCCAGCCCCAACUAGUGUGGGUACAUUCGACGGAAUCAACGUUGGUUCGGGUCAAUACACACAACCUAUGGAUACUACCAGCUUGAGUGCCUUGGGGAUUCCGCCAUCAACCCAGGCUCUAAGCUUGAAUACGAUGCAGGGUAUGGGUAUUGGAAUGCCUGGCCUAUUCGGUGCUCUCGGUCCUCCACAUUUCCGAGAUUUAUCUCCACAGGAAUUGGCGGAAGGUUUCCGCGAUGCUAGUGAUUUCUUCACACAUGAGUACAACAUCGAAACCGGAUCUGGACGACCAGCCGGAGACGUUUUCACCGAAAUACUGGAUGUCAUGGAAUCUCCAGCUCCUGUGCUGGAGCCUGUUCUCGAGUCUAGUCCUGAACCUCAUUCGGCUAUGACCACCGAUACCAUGCACGCAUUCUACACCUAUCAGCAGCAGCAGCCAACUAUCAACCACCCAACUCCGGGAUCCUCUAUCAUAUCAAACUCUACGGCUAGUCGUUCUGCUUCGCUGCCCUCCGGCUACCCCUCCACCACUACCAGCAUGGCAGUUCACCCACAAGUCCCGCAAUCGAUCCCAGCAUCUGCAGGAACACCGCUGAUCUAUCAUACACCACCUUCCAACCCAUCCACCACACCUGUGCACAUCUCCCACAUCUCCUCCCCACCAAGUACCACCUCGACCAAGGAGAAGAGAUAUCAACUCCUAAUUUCGCGAAAACCCGCUAUUCCAGGUUCUACAGAACACCCGGGACGUCGUGUAUUCACCUUCGACGGGUUCGAAGAGUUUGCAAGAAAUUUCGAUGGGUUUAUGCGUCAAGAGUUUACGGAUCCGGUGUUCAAUUGGGAAUCGUGGGAGUUGAUGAAUGGAGUUACGGGAGCGAGGUUGGAGGGAACCAAUGCGGUGAUCAAAGAUUUGGAUUUUACGUUUUUGGUGCAUAUGAAUAAUCGUGCGGCGUUGUAUUUGGUUGCGAAGGAAGGGUUUUGA
Messenger RNA from Orbilia oligospora ATCC 24927, 3051 nucleotides. RefSeq lists its product as uncharacterized. Bases 1 to 3051 code for a protein of 1016 amino acids. The record is from RefSeq and is a predicted model, not a curated record. The transcript has 3 exons. NCBI's taxonomy places the organism in Eukaryota, Fungi, Ascomycota, Orbiliomycetes, Orbiliales, Orbiliaceae.